Molecule: messenger RNA, 5040 nt
Organism: Arvicola amphibius (Eurasian water vole)
Lineage: Eukaryota; Metazoa; Chordata; Mammalia; Rodentia; Cricetidae
Gene: Cdc14b
Product: cell division cycle 14B
Exons: 14
Coding region: 342-1685 (447 amino acids)
Biological process (GO): protein dephosphorylation; cilium assembly; regulation of exit from mitosis
Cellular component (GO): nucleolus; spindle pole; mitotic spindle
Molecular function (GO): protein serine/threonine phosphatase activity; protein tyrosine/serine/threonine phosphatase activity
Source: RefSeq, a predicted model, not a curated record
ACAGCUGGCCCUAAUUGCGCAUGCUUGUGGGCCAGGUCUCUCUUUUUGCAGGGCAUUUGACCCCUAGUCGCGCGUGCCCGUGGGCUGGGCCCUUUUGCAGGACACUGGCCCCUGGCCACCCCGGGGACGUCCCAGAGUUUGGACUUCCGGGGUUGGCUCCCAGUCUGCUGCUUGUCACCCGCCAGGGCGUCGCCGUGCCAGUGCAUGGGCGAGGCCCUUUAAACUUCACUGUUUUUUAAACUUCGGGGGUGUGGUCGCCCUUGCAUUCUUCUUCCCGUGGCCGGUCAUCCCCGGACCCGCCAGGUCCUUCUCUUGUCCUGCCUUCCAGAUGCUUUGGAGUCAUGAGCCGGGAGGGCCCGGGGACCCCUUGGGUGGCCGAGGUGAUCCGAGAUCGCCUUUGUUUUGCCAUUCUCUACAGCAGACCAAAGAGUGCGUCAAACGAGCAUUAUUUCAGCAUAGAUAAUGAACUUGAGUAUGAGAACUUCUACGCGGAUUUUGGACCGCUCAAUCUGGCAAUGGUUUACAGAUAUUGUUGCAAGAUAAAUAAGAAGCUCAAGUCCAUUACAAUGCUGAGGAAGAAAAUUAUCCAUUUCACUGGCACUGAUCAGAGAAAACAAGCGAAUGCCGCCUUCCUUGUUGGAUGUUAUAUGGUUAUAUAUUUGGGGAGGACUCCAGAAGAUGCAUAUAGAACAUUAAUCUUUGGAGAUACAGCCUAUAUUCCUUUCAGAGAUGCUGCCUACGGAAGCUGCAGUUUCUAUAUUACACUUCUCGACUGUUUUCACGCAGUAAAGAAGGCAAUGCAGUAUGGCUUUUUAAAUUUCAACGCAUUUAACCUUGAUGAAUAUGAACACUAUGAAAAAGCAGAAAAUGGAGAUUUUAACUGGAUAAUACCAGAGCGGUUUCUUGCCUUCUGUGGACCUCAUUCAAGAUCGAGGCUUGAAAGUGGUUACCACCAACAUUCUCCUGAGACUUAUAUUCCAUAUUUUAAGAAUCACAAUGUAACUACCAUUAUUCGUCUGAAUAAAAGGAUGUAUGAUGCUAAACGCUUUACGGAUGCGGGUUUCGAUCACCAUGAUCUUUUCUUUCCGGAUGGCAGCACCCCUGCUGAGGCAAUUGUCCAAGAGUUUCUGGAUAUUUGUGAAAAUGUUGAGGGUGCCAUUGCAGUGCACUGCAAAGCUGGCCUUGGCCGAACAGGUACUCUGAUAGGCUGCUACCUCAUGAAGCAUUAUAGGAUGACGGCAGCCGAAAGCAUUGCCUGGCUCAGAAUCUGUAGACCGGGUUCCGUGAUUGGGCCCCAGCAGCAGUUUCUGGUCAUGAAACAGUCAAGCCUCUGGCUGGAAGGCGACUAUUACCGCCAGAAGUUGAGAGGGCAGGAGAAUGGACCCCUCAGAACAGCCUUCUCCAAACAACUUUCGGAUAUUGACGACAUUUCGAUAAGUGGGCUUGAGAAUCAAGACAAUCAAGAGCCAGAGCUGUAUAGCGAUGAUGAAAUCAGUGGAGUAACUCAAGGAGACAAGCUUCGGGCCCUGAAGAGUCGGAGACAGUCCAAAGCCAACUCUGUCCCCCUCACAUGUCCCCUAACUGUGCUGACCUCUGCACUGUGUAGUGUUGCCAUCUGGUGGAUUGUGUGUGACUACAUCCUUCCCACCCUGCUGUUCUGUCUUGAUGGCUUCAGAACACAGUAGCCAUCCGGACCCUUUGACAGAUAGUUUGCUGUUCCAGCCGUUUCAAGGACUAAGACAGUCUUGCGUUAAAAAACCGCUGACCAGCACUCCAGGGAAGACUAGGAACAGAAAAUCCCAACAGGAUUUAGCCAAUCGCUCUGAAAAAAAAACAGACACUGCAAAGGCCUUAGUUUCUCUCCACAUAAGAAGUUCACUCAAUGAAGAAAAUGUCACCGGCCUCUCAGCCACGCACUGACUGUAGGGUGUGGCUGAACAUUUGAGGGCCCGACUCCCCCUUUGUAAUCUCAAGUUGGAUGAAAGCUGCUAUCGUAAGUUUAGUCUCAGGUGUCAAUACCCGGCCCUCCGCCACCAGAGAGCUGUCUGGUGAGCGUGGUACAUGUGUGUUCCUGUGAUGGCAAUCGUGUUCGCUGCUGGCCUUCAGAAGGAUCUGAUGAAGGUCUCUUGGGUAUUUAUUUUUUGUUCAGCCUGUGACCGCUGUCUUGCAAUUAAAGAUGAAAGAAGACGAGCAUCUCUCCAGUGGUACCCUCCGUCUAAGACAGGAUUUGGUACAAUGUUUCUCUUUGCUCCUGUUAAUACUGUGGUGAUGUUCACUGUGUGAAGUACCCAAGCUGCUUGUCUUUCACCAAAGAGUGCUUUAAUAACAAUCUGUGAAAACUACAUUUAAACACUGUUACGUGUUGCUGUGGUUACCAAAACAUGCUAAAGAAUGUUGCUAGAGUGUAUGAACCUUUUCUCAGUUGAAAGGUUAUGUAAGUCCUUCCUUGUGUCAUUUAGGAUGAAGAUUUCAGGGCUGGGACGUUAGAUCGCUCAGUCACAUGUCAGAAUUGUCUUUCCUCCAGUACAUUAAAACCAAACAGCAGUGCUGAUGUUUGGUGGCUUUAAAAACAAAAUUGUUCACCCUCUGUAGAGUCUUUUCUCUGUGCUGCUGUGGAGUUUUGUUUUUUGUAUGAUUCACAGUUUGAUUUUAGUGGCAAUUGCUUCUGGAGUUAGGCUGUUUGUGUAAGAGAACUCACUGUUGCCUUUGGUUAGGGAAUACGACUAGAAACUAGCGUGCCUUCUCUCUUCACCCCUGCUGGAAGCAAACAGCACCUGUGCCAUGAAGCAAUUGCAAAGCCAGAAUUUAUCUGUUGCCAAAAAGAAAAAAACAGAGCCAAUCAUUAGAGAAAGCUCUAGAGUUGUCCUGCUUACCUCCACAGCAGAGGAUAAUGGUUUUUAUUGAUUCUUCCCAGUUUGGAGACUGGAGAAAUGCAGUAUUGAAAGCCAUUGAGAGCCAAUGCCUUCCUAAGACAUACAAAUGUCAGGCGAGCAGGCGACCCCACUUGAAAAGUUGCCCUUCUUGUAGAUGGAAUGAAUAAGUUAAAGUCUGGUAAAGAAAGAAAGAAAGAAAUUGAAAGACAUAGGAUCCCCCCUUUCAGUGUUUCUAUUUUCUGUGGCACUGGCUGACGUUGAGUUGGGGGCCUGGGGAUGUCGAUGUAGAAUCCACACGAAGAGCCCCUCCCCAGUCAGCUUUUAAACACCGGAGAAAGGCAGUUAAGAUCUAGGUAGGAGGAUGUUUCAUUUACUUGUAAUGCUAAAUCAAACUGCACCUGAGUCUAAAAUAGCAACCUCGCAGGGUGGUUCUUCCUCCCCUGAGCAAGCUAGGCCUAGUACAUAGGAGACCUUACUUCCGUGUGAACCAAGCUGGAUUUGCCCUGUGUAUCAGGAUGGAUGAACAGGGCCCGCCCACCGUGACUCAUGGUGAUUGAGUCUGGGAAUAAAACCACUUGGGCGUCAGUGAUAACCACAGUGCUUUUUAGAAAUUGCCCCUUUGUUUUCAGCUCCAAUUGCUACCACUGUGGCGUGGCUCUUGCUAAAAUUUCCUCUCUUGCUGGUUGCUUAGGAAACGUGAGUUGGUGAGGACACAUUCCCAGGAAAACCUACUUCGUUCAGAUGCUGUGGUGAUAAUUCUAGGGAUGGACAGUCACCAGAACCGACUGGUGGCAUCUAGGACCCAGGAGGUCUGGGUCUGACUAAUGGAAAAUCCUUCCUGCUUUGAAUUAGUGGGCAACCCCUCCCCAGCUUCAACUACUCAGAACCUUUUGGGGCAGAAGCCCCUGUUGCUACAGAGCAUAAAUCAGUGGCUGUUGGGUAGAGGGGCCCCUUAACUUAAGAACUUCAGAUAGCUUUGAAAGCCAUUGAGUCCUUCUCCAGCAGAAUUAGAACUGGGAAGUAUGCAUAUAGGUGAACGGGAACUCAGACCCUCCAGAGUUCCAGAGAGGAAUCUCUGCAAAGCCGGGCUUUUACAGACAGAUGAAUACAGUUACGAGGCCCAACUAGAACUCUUGUUGCCAAGAGGCAGGAAGGAUGGUCCCUGAACAGUGGUAGCCGUAUGCAGUGGUAGCCAUAUUGGUCAAACAUAGCCACAUGAUGCUCUUCCUCAGAACUUUACAGCUUUAACUUGACCCCCCAAACGUAGCCCCUACCCUUUGUCCUGCCCCAUGCCCUACCGCCUCUCCCCCACGGGUGGCUUCUACCUCUUGGCUUGGGCACCGACAGGUCAUAGAGGCUUUCUCAAGUGUUCUCAUGAGGCUCUUAGAAGGUUUUCUUGUCUAACAGACCUUUUCGACUAUCUGGGUAACUUUGUGCCUGGAAUGUUGAGGCCCCCGUUACCUUGAAUCGCUGCCAUUUGGUGUGUGUCCUAGAAGUAACAGCUGCUUUCUGCAUAUAUUUUUUGAAAGUUCUUACCAGAGUUUAGAAAGCAGUUAGGCAGAAACCUUAAAAAUCUAUUUUCUUUAAGAUUUCUCUUCCACUGAAAUGUCCUAGUGAGGUUAGCGACCGCUCUUGCAUUUCUCCUUAAAUCUGAGUGUUUUCCAUGUCACUGAGUGGAAAUAAUACUACAGAUGUGUUUUUUUCUUUUAAAAAAAAAAAAAAGACUUGCCUAUACUGUAUAAGAAAUUACCUCCUUAACGAUCCAAUAGAACUCACUGUGGAUAGAUGUGUCCAUCAGAUUAGAGUACCACAGUUUUGCAUCCAUCAUUUGAAGAGUCUAUUGUACGCUUGUGUGCAGAUGAUUAAGUGAAGUUUUAAAGUGUAACUGAUGAAUCAGUAUUUGAUCAAUCGUCUUGAUAUUUUAUUAAAUUGUAUAUUUCUAAUCAUAUUUUUUAAAGCUGAGAGAACUGGUUGGAUGUUUAUUCUCCUGAAGGUAUUUUUAAGACAAAGCUUCACCGUAGCCUGUAAACUUGGCACAUACAUGGUAGUUUUUGAUACUUCUUGUUGCAUUUGAAAAUCUUGUGUAUUGUAAAAUGGUUUUAUACAGAAUACUAAAUGGUAGAAAUUGUAUAAUUUACAAUCAUAUAAUUAAAAAUAUCAAACAGUU